Molecule: messenger RNA, 1724 nt
Organism: Olea europaea var. sylvestris
Lineage: Eukaryota; Viridiplantae; Streptophyta; Magnoliopsida; Lamiales; Oleaceae
Product: tryptophan aminotransferase-related protein 4-like
Exons: 5
Coding region: 79-1449 (456 amino acids)
Biological process (GO): amino acid metabolic process
Molecular function (GO): carbon-sulfur lyase activity; transaminase activity
Source: RefSeq, a predicted model, not a curated record
UUUUAGUCAUUGCAGACAAGUGCCAUGUCCUGUGUCUGUGUAUAUUCAAAGUAAGAACAAAUGUUAUUCCAAUAAUACAUGGCUAAGGUCAAAGGCUUCUUGUAUGGUGUAUGUUUUGUAAGCUCAGUUGCUCUUAAUUUCUUCUUUGUAACCAACUCUCUUUUUGCUGGUUAUGAGAAUAAGCAGUUGAGUUGGAGCCAAAGGGCUGCUGCAGAAGCUGAAGCAGUGGCCUCAGUCUCAUGCUCUGGCCAUGGAAGAGCAUAUUUGGAUGGUUUAAUUGUUGAAGGGAAACCAGUUUGUGAAUGCAACACUUGCUAUGAAGGUCCUGACUGCUCUCAAUUCUUGCCGGACUGCGCUGCUAACGCAGAAAGUGGGGAUCCAUUAUUUUUGGAGCCCUUUUGGAUGCAACAUGCAGAAAGCAGUGCAGUCAUAGUUGCAGGAUGGCACAGAAUGAGCUAUGUAUUCGCAGAUCAUACUUCAAUAUCACAAGUGCUUCAAAACCACAUUCACAAAGUCCAUUCCAUUGCCAGAAAUGCAAUUACAAAAGGAAAAUACAUUGUUUUUGGUGUUGGCUCCACUCAACUCCUCUCAGCUGCAGUUUUUGCUCUUUCCCUCAAAUCAUCGUCACUUGCAAGGGUCUUUGCAUCAUCGCCUUAUUAUCCGGUAUAUAAAACGCAAACGGACUUCUUCGAAACUGUUCACUUUGAGUUUCAAGGAGAUGCAUCGGUGAUGAAAAAUACUUCAGAUUCUGGUGGAAAUGUGAUUGAAUUUGUAACUUCUCCAAAUAAUCCAGAUGGUCAUUUAAGAAAGGCGGUUCUACCAUCAGCGAACGCCAUUUAUGAUCGUGCCUAUUACUGGCCGCAUUUUACAGCAAUUCCUGCACCAGCAGAUGAAGAUAUCAUGAUUUUCACAAUUUCCAAGCUCACCGGCCACGCUGGAAGUAGAUUCGGAUGGGCUUUAGUGAAGGAUAAGGAUGUUUACCUUAACAUGUGCGAGUAUUUGGAACUGGCAGAAAUGGGCGUCUCAAGGGAUACUCAGUUGAGAGCUCUCCAACUUCUCAAAGUAGUUCUUGAAGGUGAUGGCAGCGAAAUAUUUCACUUUGCAUAUGAGAAAAUGAGGGACCGGUGGGAAAAGAUUAGCCAGACUGUAUCAUUUUCGAAGCGUUUUACUAUCCAAGAAAUUCCACCUCAAUACUGCAACUUCUUUGAGAAAAUCAGGGGUCCAUCUCCAGCAUAUGUAUGGUUGAAAUGUGAGAGGGAAGAAGACACAAAUUGCAAUGAUGUCCUAGGUGCAGCAAACAUCAUAGGUCGUUCGGGUAGGUUGUUCAAUUCUGAAGAUCGCUAUGUACGUCUCAGCCUUCUUAAGAGCGAUGAUGACUUCAACUUGCUGCUAUAUCGUUUGAAAGAACUUGUUACCAAGGAAAAUGGCACAGAAACAAUGUGUUGCUGAUGAUCAAUAUCUGAUUGAUUGUUCAGCAUAUUAUCAUUGUGCAAGUAAUAAAAUAAUGUAAUUAUCAUAUCUUGAUGGAAAGUUCAAUGCAUACUGACCUUCUGUAUGCUAAAACACAUCCGGGGAGAUUUCAGUAUUUGAUAUCCGCACCUGUAAAUUUCUUGAACUGCCCUAUAUUGGUUGCAAGUUGUAAGGUGUCAUGAAACGAUCUUUAUCUUGAAAGUUCAGAUCUUUUACUGCAUAGAUGCAGAUAAAUUGAAUACAAAUAACUUCUA